Molecule: messenger RNA, 5108 nt
Organism: Myxocyprinus asiaticus (Chinese sucker)
Lineage: Eukaryota; Metazoa; Chordata; Actinopteri; Cypriniformes; Catostomidae
Product: protein kinase C-binding protein 1-like
Exons: 20
Coding region: 925-4503 (1192 amino acids)
Biological process (GO): regulation of DNA-templated transcription
Molecular function (GO): protein binding
Source: RefSeq, a predicted model, not a curated record
AGCUGGCAUGAGGCUGAGUAAAUGAUGAGAGAAGUUUCAUUUUUGGGUGAACUAUCCCUUUAAUGAUAGGAAUUACCUAUAUAUAAAUAAUUAUUAUUAAAGUAGAUGUUGUAAUAGCAGUAGUAGAAGCAAUAAACCCGUUGUUAUUAUUACAGUAUUACUGUGUAAAUUGGAAACAUGUUUUUGUUGAUACAUGAGAUCCUUUUUGGCAGGCAGCUGACUGUAAGUCAUUCUUGAACAUCUAAAUGGGAGAGCAUGAGUACUCCCAAGACCUGCAAUUUACCACAACUCCGAUUACAUUAUCCAGCUCUUUUCUUUGUCUCUCUGUCUAUAAGGCCUUUACUGCAUUCCUGAGAGCUACUCGUUUGUUGCUCUGCUCAGCUCUAACAGAACAGGGAGAGAAUGUAAUCAAAAUGGUCGCCUAAGACUGCCCUGAGCCACGAGUGCUGGAGGGGGAGGAGGAAAAGCCGUAUGACAUGUUUAGCCUAAUGCAUAUGUUUAUUCCCACACAAGAGCCCGGUAGUUUUUAGGGGAGAAUAUACAUGUUUUUCAGAGUAUUUUCCUGGUGAAUGGCAGCAGCAGCCCUCCCUGCAUUGCAGCAGUGUAUCAGAGCAGAGAGAGUGGAGCAGGGAAAGCCUGUGUGGCACACACAGCGGCAGCCGCCCAAUCACGCGCCUCCGUGUGGCUCUCAAACAAAUCGGCAGCACACAGCUGAGGUUAAAGAUUGACAAUCGCUCUGAGAGCAGCGGGGAGAGCAAGGCCCUUCUGGAAAUUUCUGCACCCAUCUUUUUCUCAACCCUCACUGCCUUUAUAUCUGAAAGUAUACAUUUAAAAGGCCCAGCCUGAAGAAUCUGUGUACUGUGCCAGUAAAGAAAAAGUUUGGCUGAAGGAGAAGUGAAGGCGGAGUCAGAUGCAAUUGAGGGGAUGGAAAUCGCAACACGAUCCAAGGUCUCUGAUCAAGGAUCAGUGGAAAGGGCUACCCCAAAGCGCAAGGUUUCCAGCCCCCCUCACUCCUCUAAUGGACACUCCCCUUCCGAAUCCAACUCCAGCCCUGUCAAAAAGAAGAAGAAACCAGGAGCCGUCAAUAACAGCAAAGACCAGUCAGAACUAAGACAUGGUCCCUUUUACUAUGUGAAGCAGCCCGCACUCACCACAGACCCUGUUGAUGUUGUACCGCAGGACGGGCGGAAUGACUUCUACUGCUGGGUGUGUCACCGCGAGGGCCAGGUGCUCUGCUGUGAGCUCUGCCCGCGUGUCUACCAUGCUAAGUGCCUCAAAUUGGCUUCAGAGCCCGAAGGAGACUGGUUCUGCCCCGAAUGUGAGAAAAUAACAGUUGCAGAGUGCAUAGAGACUCAAAGUAAAGCAAUGACUAUGCUCACAUUAGAACAGCUGUCGUUCCUGCUAAAGUUUGCUCUCCAGAAAAUGAAGCAGCCAGGUACGGAGCCCUUUCAGAAACCAGUGUCAUUAGAACAGCAUCCAGAUUAUGCAGAGUAUAUUUUUCAUCCCAUGGACCUCUGCACUUUAGAAAAGAAUAUUAAAAAGAAAAUGUAUGGCUCCACGGAGGCUUUUCUGGCUGAUGUGAAGUGGAUUUUGCACAACUGUAUCAUUUACAAUGGAGGCAACCAUAAACUUACAGCAACGGCUAAAGUGAUCGUAAAAAUCUGCGAACAUGAAAUGAAUGAGAUUGAAGUCUGUCCAGAGUGCUAUCUUUCUUCAUGCCAGAAAAGGGACAACUGGUUUUGUGAACCAUGUAGCAACCCCCACCCUCUUGUAUGGGCCAAGCUGAAAGGAUUCCCAUUCUGGCCUGCCAAAGCUCUUCGAGACAAAGAUGGACAAGUAGAUGCUCGAUUCUUUGGGCAGCAUGACAGGGCCUGGGUUCCUAUUAACAACUGCUACCUCAUGUCCAAAGAGAUCCCCUUCUCUGUGAAAAAGACGAAGAGCAUCUUCAACAGUGCCAUGCAGGAGAUGGAAGUGUAUGUAGAAAACAUCCGCAAAAAAUUUGGAGUAUUCAAUUAUGCUCCAUUCCGCACUCCUUAUACACCAGACAACCAGUUCCAGAUGCUCCUGGACCCAGCAAACCCUGGCUCUGGCUUUGUUAAACCUGAAAAACAAGAAAAGAUCAAGUUCUACUUUGAUAUAACGGCAUCUCCUAAAUUGCCCGUGGGCAAGAGCAUGGUGUCCAGUGGGAGUGGAGGGGGUGGGACCGGAAGGCGAAUCUCAUUAACGGACAUGCCUCGUUCACCAAUGAGCACUAACUCCUCUGCACAUACGGGAUCUGAUGGCGAACAGGAAACUCCAGAAAAAAGCCAUGCAAGAGCAGCCCUGCCCCACUAUAGCACUGGAGAGGAGUCUAUGGACUGCACUGCAUCGCCUGCCCCUCCUAGAGCAGGUCUUACCGGCAACAACUUAGAGAGCCCUAAACCAUUCCACUCACAAUCUCCCAGCACCCCUGUUAAACAGGAGAAGACCACCACCACUGGCAGUAUCCUCAACCUCAACCUUGAUCGUAGUAAGGCAGAGAUGGACCUGAAGGAACUGAGUGAAAGUGUCCAACAACAACAACAGCAGCAGGGGGCUCAGCCCUCCCUCACCUCCCCUAAGAGACAGAUAAGGAGCCGUUUCCAACUUAACCUGGACAAAACCAUAGAGAGCUGCAAAGCACAGUUGGGUAUAGAUGAAAUAUCUGAGGAUGUGUAUAAAGGUGUAGAGCACAGUGACUCUGAGGAAUCCGACAAGUCUGACUCCAGCGACAGUGAAUACGGAAGUGACGAUGAAAAGAAAUCCAAGACUGGCCAAGAAGACAAAAACGCAGCUCAAAAUAAAAACACUAAGGUGCCACUCAAGAAAAAGACAAAGCCAGCAGUGACUUCUAGUGAGGACAAAGAUAAAAGCACAGAAUCUGCUGCAACUGUCAACAUGGCAACUAAAGUAGAAACCACCCAGAAAUCAAGCCCCACAGAAUCAAUAGCCAAAGGGAAACCAGGCAUGGACUCAGAGAAAGAACCUCCAGAGAAAAUAAAAGCAACUCCUGUAUCCCCAGACCCUAGAGAGAAACCCAAGAGUUCAGAGGAGGCAAGGCAGCCAGCACCUGUGGAUGUAGACAUGGACUCAGACUCUGAGAGGGAGCUGGUUAUUGACCUUGGGGAAGAGCAGGGAGGGAAGGAGAGGAAGAGGAACAGAAAAGAUUCAGCCGCUGUCACCACACUCAAAGAGCCCACAGCCUCCAAACCUGAGGGUAAAACCACUCCAAUUUCAAGUGCUCUCACCCAGCCUCAGAACUCUGCGGUUCUCUCCUCCAGUCCAAGUAUCAAAGACCCAUCUCAGUCUCCCAUGGCCAUCCCACUUAACAUAAUACCCCUCACUGCAGCUCCAACCAGCACCACUCUGACCUCCACUACCCCUCCCUCCACCACCCACAGCUCCUCACCUGUCCCCACCAGCAUUGUAAAGAAACAGCGCCCCCUACUGCCCAGAGAGACUGUGCCUGUGGUGCAGCGGGCUGUUGUGUGGAACCCCACCACAAAGUUUCAGAUGUCCUCUCAAAAAUGGCACAUGCAGAAGGUGCAGAGGCAGCAGCAGGACCAAACGCAGCCAGCUACGCAGGCGCAGGUGCUCACGCAGGUGCAGAGUAGCCAGCAGCCGCAGCAGCAAGCGCAGGUCUCCUCAUCAUCAUCGGGACAGCAACCUUCAUGCAGCACCAGAUACCAAACACGACAAGCUGUGAAAGCUGUGCAGCAGAAAGACUCAUCACACAGUACCUCCACUUCUGCAGUCACUCUGGUCACCAGCACACCUGUGUCCGCCACCAUGAUGGCAGGAGCUACCGUCAGCUCUUCCUCUUCAUCAUCAACUUCCACAACUGGAGACUUCCAGAUACCUACCACAUCUGCAGAUGUAGCGGCUGACAUAGCCAAGUACACUAACAAAAUCAUGGAUGCAAUUAAAGGGACGAUGACUGAGAUAUAUAAUGACCUUUCCAAGAGCACAUCAGGAAACACAGUAGCUGAGAUUAGACGGUUGCGGAUUGAAAUUGAAAAAUUGCAGUGGCUACAUCAACAGGAGUUAUCAGAGAUGAAGCACAAUUUAGAGCUAACCAUGGCAGAGAUGAGACAGAGUCUAGAGCAGGAGCGAGAGCGAAUCGUGACGGAGGUCAAGAAGCAGAUGGAGGUGGAGAAACAGCAGGCAGUGGAUGAAACUAAAAAGAAGCAGUGGUGUGCAAACUGUAGAAAGGAGGCCAUUUUCUACUGCUGUUGGAACACCAGCUACUGUGAUUACCCCUGCCAACAAGCACACUGGCCUGAACACAUGAAAUCCUGCACACAGUCCGCAACAUCAUCACAGCAAGAGCAAGAGACAGAAGGUAGCACAGACCUUACUCCCAAAGCUCCUGGGCAGCCGAACAAUGGACCCAACUCACCCAGAGAGACUGUAUCUAUUGCACCUACAGACGAAGACUCUAAAGUAGAUAAAACCAAGGACAAUGUCACUGUCACUAUGUCCUAACUAAGUUGUACAAAACAUACACUAAAACAGCACUUACCUUUGUACAGCUAUAAAUAGAUGUUGUCAAAUUCUUCACUACAAAAAACUUUAGUUAAAGUUUUUCUUGCCUGAUUGUGAUUUUGUUUCUCUUAUGACUUUAUGUCUGAAUGUUCUCAAAAUAAGACACAGUGACCACCCAAACAUUUUCUUGGUCUAGUAUUAAGACUGUUCUCUGAUGGGUUUGAUUCUAAACCGAAAGAAUUUAUUUCUUAUUCUUUCAAAUCUCUUAGGUGCUUAACUUUAUCUGAGCUCAUCUUUUUAGUGUUUACAAAAUAGUAUUUAUAAACAACUUUGUUCAGGGGAAUCUGGCUAUUAAAGUUCAGAACUCCUGGUCUGAAUUCAAAUGUCAUAAUUUUUCAAUAAGUCGCAUCACUCACUUUAAAAAUGGUAACAAUGACGUAACGUUUUUAUUUCCAGCUCCAAAAGCAAGUUUCGAAUGUGGUUUUUUUUUUAUUUUGAGUGUUUUUAUUAAGAAGAGUAACAGCUGUUUAAAGGGAUAGUUCACCCAAAAAUGAAAAUUCUCUCAUCAUUUACUCACCCUCAUGCUAUCCCAGAUGUUUAUGACU